AUGAAAAGUGUCACCGCCAUCCUCUUUACCCUCGCCGCGCUGGCCUCUGCCGCGCCCAACCCCAAUGCUGACGCCAACCCAGCACUCCUUGCCACUCGGCAGACCUGCACUUACAACUGCCUCUGUCAGGAGGACGACGAGGGCGACGAGACCGACCCCAACACGGGGCCGUGCUGCGUCGCCGGCACGCUCACCAACGACGGCACGAUCUGCAGCGGAAUGACCCACGCCGCCGCCGAGACGUACGGCCUCUGCUGCGGCCGUAGCGGCGCUGCCGUGGAACCGACUAUCCUGGACAUCUGCGAGGCCUCGGGGGUUGCUGGGCUCUCCUACGGCAUUUCCCAUGCCGGCGAGACUCAUUUUGGGAAUUUCGGCUUCCGUAACGUACUGGAGAAGCUGCCUCCGAACGAAGAGACAAUUUACCAUCUCGGAUCCCUUACCGAGUUCUUCACAGCCGCCGUGGUGGGGAUCCUGGUGGAAAAAGGGCAGCUCAACUGGAUGGCCCCAGUACACCGUGGCAUGUUCCGCGGCCGGAGAUUCAGGGCGGGACGCUCAUGGGACCGGCGGGCGGGCUCCGCAGUUGUGUCAAGGACCUCUUUGAAGGUGUACGAGAACCUGCUCGCCGCAGCCAACCAUCAAUUCGCCGAGAACGCUUCCUCCGCGCCGCAGUCGCCCUUCAAGCAAUUUCAGACCAUCAUGACUGGCCACAUGCCCAUUUCGCACUCAACGCCGCGCGAGAACACGUACGCCCUCGGCUGGGCCCGUACGCAGCUUCCCGGACCUUUGGGGGCUACUGGUUUGAAUGGGAUGUUCGUCUCCGACAUGCCGACGGUAAGGGCGGGCUCUGAGUCUCGCCUCGUGCUGCACCAUCAAGGGAGCAUGCCGGGUUUUACCUCUGCUGCUUUUCUAUUUCCUGACACUGGAACCACUUUGGUUGUCCUGAGCAACUCACUUCCACUAAACGAUGCAGUGGACUGGAUCGGACAACUGCUGAUGGAAAGCAUAUUCGAAACCGAAGGGGGUACUGAUUUUGUGAAGCUCGCGAAAAAGAGCGCGAAGGCUCAUAUCAUGUACUGCAAGAAAGUUGGGCUCGAACUCGAGGCGCUCAAGAACAGCGGAACUCCAGCAAGCAGGCCUUUCGAAGACUACGGCGGGGAUUACUACAACUCGAUCGGCAACCUUUGCUUGCAACUCAAGCUUGAGGGAGGGAAACUGACCUUGGUGUUCCAAGGUCUCCCGGGCGAAGCAUACACACUUCAUCACCUUGACUCGGAUACAUUCCAUUGGCAUGUCCCUUACAAUGAAGAUGUCCAGCGAGCACGGUUCACCGUCAUGGAUGCCAACUUCUACCAGAUCAAAUUCAUGGCCGGCACAGGGGGCACUAUCGGCCAGCUUGUCUGGGCCCACGAACCGGACAUCCCUGAAGGAGAAGUCUUCACCAAGAGAAAGCGAAACGGCUGUUAUACCGAAGAACAAGUUCUCCAAGCUCUUUCUCAGUUGCAAAAUGGCCGUUCGUUGGCUUCCGUUUCAAAAGAAUGUCCAUUCCUAGGUCUACUUUACAAGGCCGUCUACAGGGAGCCUAUCACGGGUGGGAAUGCCGUGGUGGAAAGCGACUGGGUUGUUGUCACGGUUAUGGCCGCCUGCAGCCGGCCGGCGGGGGUACGCUGGCAGUAUCCCGAACCAAUCAUUGGGGAGGACUACACGGCCAAUGAGACAGCGGUCCCAUCGCUCAUGAAGGGCCAUGCCAAGAGAAUGAGCAAGUGCUCAUUCUGCUCAACAAGGGAGCUAUGA
This is a messenger RNA of Chaetomium globosum CBS 148.51, 1791 nucleotides long. RefSeq lists its product as uncharacterized. The coding region runs from base 1 to 1791 and encodes 596 amino acids. The record is from RefSeq and is a predicted model, not a curated record. The transcript is spliced from 6 exons. NCBI's taxonomy places the organism in Eukaryota, Fungi, Ascomycota, Sordariomycetes, Sordariales, Chaetomiaceae.